AACCCCGAGUCGAGAUUUCGGGCGAUCGACGACUUGUUAUCAGACAACGAGCAACGAGAGGAAGCACGCAAUCGACCUUCGGGUCAACAACCCAUCUAAGGUUUAUCGUCGUAUAUACCUUGACCGCGUCGAAACAUAUCUUUCCAAAGACUCUUGUCGACUUUUUGUGAACCAACUGCAUACAUAGUACAUUCAUCACAUAGGAGAUAAAUCCGCCAUGGCUUCCAGUAAACCGGCCUUCUACCGCAACGCAUCCUCCACUGGUCCCGCGUCCGGGAUGACCACCCCCUCCAUCGUCCUACCCCCGGAGAUGGUCGAGAUGCACGCCCCUACCCCUGUCGCCCAGUCUUCUACACCGAUCAUCACCGCACCCCAGGCCGACCUUUCCUCCUUGGACCUCUCGCUACCCCUUUCGACCCUCUUGAAAUCGGGAACCAAGAUCGCACAUGCCGACGCGGAACAUUCUCCCGGAGCGAUCGCUCUGGCGACGGGGACGUUGGAGUUGAGCGAAUACGUGAGGUACUUGGUCUUUCUCUGGGUCGUCUACCGGGUCUUGGAGGACAAGCUGGACGAGGUGGUCGCUCGGGGCUCGACUUCGAGUUCGACGGACGGAUCGGUCGAUGCGUUGUACGCGCUAUGGAGCGACGAAAAGGGAAAAGGUCGGAUGCUCCGUCGUUCGGACGGUCUGGCCGAGGAUAUCAUCUAUUACCUCGACUACCUCAACAUCCCGGCUCCUUCCUCUGAAAGACAACUCGACUCGAUCCCCUUUCCCACCCCUGAUUUGGUCAGGGAUAUCAUCACCUCUCCUCCCUCGGAUCUCCAAGCGUUUACGGACCACCUGACGUCCACCUCGGCCUCACCGCAUCCAGGUCGGCUGCUCGCACACGCCUACGUCCGUUACCUAGGAGAUCUCUCUGGAGGGCAACUCGUCGCCGCCAAGAUCCGACGUGUCUACUCUCUGCCGCCUCCUCCGGGCGGCACGGCAUUUUACGAGUUUGACCUCGACGAGGAAGGGAACGGGCGGGGUGUGAGCGUGUAUAAACAGGGAGGCAAGGAAGGGGAGGGUGGGGAUACGUUGUAUGAGAGGAAGAAGAAGGUCGAGGGGAUCAAGAAUUGGUUCAGAGACUGCAUGGAUAUGAACGUCGGGGAUGAUGAGGCGUUGAAAGCCGAGCUCGUACAAGAGGCCAUCACGUCGUUCCGCCUAUCUACCCGGAUCUUUAGCCUGCUUCAACCUCCCUCGCCUUCGACGACUCCCGCUGGGUCCGCUGGAUCAUCGACGAUGGGCACGUUGCAACAACGGCGUCACGUCCCCGGUGCCAACGAGCCUGCCGCUAGCGUCGCUGUCGAAGAGAAGAGCAAGAGCGAGAAACCCUCCACCUCGUCGUCCUUGAACAGGAACAAGAUCAACCCGGCCGAGAACCCUUACCUGCCGGCGAAUACCGAACGGAUGAUCAAGCUCGGGCUGUUGGUCUUUGUCGUCGUCGCUUACAAGGUGAUGAGCUAUUUAAUGCUGGAAGAGGGCGAAGGAUUCGAUAGGGCCGGAUCGAGAUUGGCCAAACUGUUGGGGUAUGAUUAGCGAUCUGUAGGGUAUGAGAUUUGUAGCUGGGGAUCCGUUGCAGGUUAUGGACCGAGUUAGAGUUGCAUGGUGUAAUAUAGUCCUCUCUGUUGUUCUUCAUGGGGUCCCGGUUCCGUACUCUCCGCGUCUAAUAUUGUAAUCCCAGAACAUAGAUAUCUGCCUCUCUCUACCUUGCAUCAACCGAC
Molecule: messenger RNA, 1761 nt
Organism: Filobasidium floriforme
Lineage: Eukaryota; Fungi; Basidiomycota; Tremellomycetes; Filobasidiales; Filobasidiaceae
Exons: 4
Coding region: 218-1576 (452 amino acids)
Biological process (GO): heme oxidation
Molecular function (GO): heme oxygenase (decyclizing) activity
Source: RefSeq, a predicted model, not a curated record